Molecule: messenger RNA, 4436 nt
Organism: Odobenus rosmarus divergens (Pacific walrus)
Lineage: Eukaryota; Metazoa; Chordata; Mammalia; Carnivora; Odobenidae
Product: zinc finger protein 140
Exons: 9
Coding region: 4-4422 (1472 amino acids)
Biological process (GO): regulation of transcription by RNA polymerase II
Cellular component (GO): nucleus
Molecular function (GO): DNA-binding transcription activator activity, RNA polymerase II-specific; RNA polymerase II cis-regulatory region sequence-specific DNA binding
Source: RefSeq, a predicted model, not a curated record
ACCAUGUUACAGGACACAUUCUCGUUUGAAGAUUUAUCUGUGGACUUCACCCAAAAGGAAUGGCAGCUCCUGGACCCCAGUCAGAAGGACCUGUACAAGGAUGUCAUGUUGGAGAACUAUAGCAGCCUUGUGUCACUGGGGUACGAAGUUAUGAAACCUGAUGUCAUCUUCAAGUUGGAGCAAGGAGAAGAGCCGUGGAUCGGAGAUGGAGAAGUUCCAAGUUCAGAUUGUCCAGAACAAGUCUUGCAAGUAGAUGGUCACAUGACAUGGCACCAGGAUAACCAAGAGAAGCUUAGAAAUAUGAAACAAGAUCAUGAAUGUGAUACAUUUGGAAAAAAAUUCAAUCUGAGCAUAAACUUUGUUCCUUUAAGGAAAUCAAACAGUGAAGAUGACGUAGAUGGAUUACUUUUAAAACAUCACUUAGAUUUACUUAUUCCAAAAGCAGAUUAUGGAAAAGCGGAACCACACGGCUUAAGCGUAUUUGAUAAAUUGUUUCUCCAUACCAAGCCUGAGGAAACUAAUACUUGGUUAAAAUACUAUGACUAUGAUAAAUAUGAUAAAAUUAGCUCUAAGAAGUCACAGAUUAUCAUAUAUCAUAGAACUCGUUUAGGGGAGAAACUCUAUGAAUGCAGUGAAUGUAGGAAACGCUUCAGUAAGAAAUCAAGUCUCAUUAAGCAUCAGAGCAGACAUAUAAGAGAGAUCGCCUAUGGCUGUGGUAAGUGUGGCAAAACCUUUCCCCAGAAAUCACAGUUUAUUACUCAUCACAGAACUCAUACAGGAGAGAAGCCUUAUAAUUGUGGCCAGUGCGGGAAAGCCUUCUCCCAAAAAUCGCAGCUCACAUCCCAUCAGAGAACACACACAGGAGAGAAACCAUAUGAAUGUGGUGAAUGUGGGAAAGCCUUCUCCCGGAAGUCACAUCUCAUCUCACAUUGGAGGACACACACAGGUGAAAAACCCUACGGGUGCAAUGAAUGUGGGAGGGCCUUUAGUGAGAAGUCAAAUCUUAUUAAUCAUCAGAGAAUUCAUACAGGAGAGAAACCUUUUGAAUGCAGAGAAUGUGGGAAAGCUUUCACCUUCUUUGAGAAAUCAGAGCUCAUUAGACAUCAGACAAUUCAUACAGGAGAGAAGCCCUACGAAUGCAGUGAAUGUCGGAAAGCCUUCAGAGAGCGCUCGAGUCUCAUUAACCACCAGAGAACUCACACAGGAGAGAAGCCUCAUGUGUGCAUUCAGUGCGGGAAAGCCUUCUCCCAGAAGUCACAUCUCAUAUCCCAUCAGAUGACACACACAGGAGAGAAACCCUUCGUAUGCAGUAAAUGUGGGAAAGCCUUCAGCAGGAAAUCUCAGCUUGUUAGACAUCAGAGAACUCACACAGGAGAAAAACCCUAUGAAUGCAGUGAGUGUGGGAAGGCUUUCAGUGAAAAGUUGAGCCUUACUAAUCAUCAGAGAAUUCAUACAGGAGAAAAACCCUACGUGUGCAGCGAGUGUGGGAAGGCCUUUUGUCAGAAGUCACAUCUCAUAUCCCAUCAGAGGACUCACACAGGAGAGAAACCCUAUGAAUGCACUGAAUGUGGGAAAGCCUUUGGUGAGAAGUCAAGUCUUGCAACUCACCAGAGAACUCAUACAGGAGAAAAACCAUACGGUUGUAGGGAUUGUGAUAAAGCCUUUUCUCAGAAGUCACAGCUGAAUACUCACCAGAGAAUCCACACAGGGGAGAAACCCUACGAAUGCAGUCUUUGUAGGAAAGCUUUCUUUGAGAAAUCGGAGCUAAUUAGACAUCAAAGAACUCAUACAGGAGAAAAACCAUACGAAUGCAGCGAGUGUGGGAAAGCCUUCAGGGAGAAGUCAAGCCUCAUCAAUCAUCAGAGAACACACACAGGCGAGAAACCCUUUGAGUGCAGUGUGUGUGGUAAAGCCUUUUCUCGGAAAUCACACCUCAUACCACAUCAGAGGACACACACUGGGGAGAAGCCCUACGGCUGCAGCGAAUGUAGGAAGGCCUUUUCUCAGAAGUCACAGCUUGUUAAUCACCAGAGAAUUCACACGGGAGAGAAGCCCUACCAGUGUCAUGAAUGUGGGAAAGCCUUCUCCCAAAAGUCACAGCUCAUUAAUCACCAGAGAACUCAUACAAGAACUCAUACUGGAGAGAAACCAUAUGUAUGUAAGGAAUGUGGCAAAACCUUUAGCCAGAUCUCAAACCUUGUGAAACAUCAGAUGAUACAUACUGGAAAGAAACCCCAUGAGUGUAAGGACUGUAAUAAAACAUUCAGUUACCUCUCAUUCCUUAUUGAACACCAGAGAACACAUACUGGGGAGAAACCUUAUGAAUGUACUGAAUGUGGAAAGGCCUUUAGCCGUGCCUCAAACCUCACGCGACAUCAGAGAAUUCACAUAGGAAAGAAACAGUAUAUUUGUAGGAAAUGUGGGAAAGCCUUUAGCAGUGGCUCAGAACUUAUUCGCCACCAGAUUACACAUACUGGAGAGAAACCGUAUGAAUGCAUUGAAUGUGGGAAGGCAUUUCGCCGUUCUUCACACCUUACUCGGCAUCAGAGCAUCCAUACUACCAAAACCCCCUAUGAAUGUAAUGAAUGUAGGAAAGCCUUCCGUUGCCACUCAUUCCUUAUUAAACACCAGAGAAUUCAUGCUGGAGAAAAGCUCUAUGAGUGUGAUGAAUGUGGUAAGGUUUUCACAUGGCAUGCAUCCCUUAUGCAACAUAUGAAAAUUCAUACUGGAGAAAAGCCCUUGGUGACCUUCAAGGAUAUACUUGUGAACUUCACCAGAGAGGAGUGGAAGCUGCUGGAUACUGCUCAGCAGAUCAUGUAUAAAGAUGUGAUGCUGGAGAACUAUAAGAACCUGAUUUCCUUGGGGCAUCAGCUUCCCAAACCAGAUGUGAUCCUCCAGUUGGAGAAAGGGGAAGAGCCAUGGCUGGUGGAGAGAGGGAUUCACCGGGAGACCCAUCCAGAUUUGGAGACUGCAGUUGAAAUUAAAUCAUCAAUUUCCAGUAAGAGCAUUUCUAAAAAUAAACAAUCCUAUGGCAUUAAAAUGGAAGGAAUUGCAAAGAACGAUCUCUGGUAUUUGUCAUUAGAAGAAGUCUGGAAAUGUGAAGACCAGUUGGACAAGUAUCAGGAAAACCAGGAGAGACAUUUGAGGCAAGUGGCAUUCACCCAGAAGAAAGUACUUACUCAGGAGAGAGUCUGUGAAAAUGGUAAAUAUGGGGGAAACUGUCUUCUUCCUACUCAGCUGGUACUGAGAGAGUAUUUCCAUAAACAUGACUCACAUACUAAAAAUUUAAAACAUAAUUUAGUUUUUAGUGGUCAUCAGGAAAGCUAUGCAAGUAGCAGUGAAUGUGGUCCAACCUUCUGUCAAAACAUUCACCUUAUUCAGUUUGCAAGAACCCAGCCAGGAGAUAAGUCCUACAAAUGCCCUGAUCCUGUUAACUCUCUUACUGGUGGUACAUCCCUUGGUAUAUCAAAGGGUAUACAUAGGGAGAAACCCUAUGAAUGUAAGGAGUGUGGAAAAUUCUUCAGCUGGCGCUCUAAUCUUACCAGGCAUCGGCUUAUUCAUACUGGAGAAAAACCCUAUGAGUGUAAAGAAUGUGGAAAAUCUUUCAGCCGGAGUUCUCACCUCAUUGGACAUCAGAAGACUCACACUGGUGAAGAACCCUAUGAAUGUAAAGAGUGUGGAAAGUCCUUCAGCUGGUUUUCUCACCUUGUCACACAUCAGAGAACUCACACAGGAGACAAACUGUACACAUGUAGCCAGUGUGGGAAAUCUUUUGUUCACAGCUCCAGGCUUAUUAGGCACCAGAGAACUCAUACUGGAGAGAAACCCUAUGAAUGUCCUGAGUGUGGGAAGUCUUUCAGACAGAGCACACAUCUCAUUCUGCAUCAGAGAACUCAUGUGAGAGUAAGGCCCUAUGAGUGUAACGAGUGUGGGAAAUCUUAUAGCCAGAGAUCUCACCUUGUGGUGCACCACAGAACUCACACCGGACUGAAGCCCUUCGAAUGUAAAGACUGUGGAAAAUGCUUCAGUCGAAGCUCUCACCUGUUCUCCCAUCAGAGAACCCACACUGGAGAGAAACCAUAUGAAUGCCAUGAUUGCGGGAAAUCCUUCAGCCAGAGUUCUGCCCUCAUUGUGCAUCAGAGAAUUCAUACUGGAGAGAAGCCAUAUGAAUGUUGCCAAUGUGGAAGAGCCUUCAUCCGGAAGAAUGACCUUAUUAAGCACCAGAGGGUUCAUGUUGGGGAAAACACCUAUAAGUGUAAUCAGUGUGGGAUUAUCUUCAGCCAGAACUCUCCACUGAUUGUACAUCAAAUAGCCCACACUGGAGAACAGUUCUCAACAUGUAACCAGUGUGGGACAGCGCUUGUCAAUAGCCCUAACCUUAUUCGAUACCAGACCAAUCAUAUUAGAGGAAAUACUUAUUAAUAUAGUGAAUAUGG